Ficedula albicollis (Collared flycatcher) is the source of this 2456-nucleotide messenger RNA. It is a transcript of the gene PRMT7, whose product is annotated as protein arginine methyltransferase 7. Bases 330 to 2414 code for a protein of 694 amino acids. NCBI's taxonomy places the organism in Eukaryota, Metazoa, Chordata, Aves, Passeriformes, Muscicapidae. The transcript is spliced from 18 exons. The record is from RefSeq and is a predicted model, not a curated record. Gene Ontology annotation, molecular function: protein-arginine N-methyltransferase activity. Gene Ontology annotation, biological process: peptidyl-arginine methylation.
GCGGAGCGGCGGCAACGCACCGGAGCGCCCGCGCUGCUCCGGGCCGGGGAGUUCCGCGCUGCACGGGAACGGAGAGUUCCGCGCUGCACCGGGCCGGGGAGUUCCGCUCUGCGCUGCACAGGAACGGAGAGCUCUGCGCUGCGCCGCACAGCACCGCCCUCGCGCGGGGCGCGCCGGGCCGCCGGCUCGGGAUCGGCGGAGGGGGAGGGCCCGAGGUGUCCGGGACAGGCACACGCGGUGUCCGGGGCAGGCACACGCGGUGUCCGGGCUGAAGCGAAAGCAAAGGUGCUCACAAUACAUAAAUAAUACAUUACAAAUUGAGAUUGAUCAUGAAGACCUUUUGUGGAAGAGCCAAUCCAACCACUGGUUCGAUGGAGUGGUUAGAAGAGGGUGAGGACUAUGACUACCACCAGGAGAUUGCAAGGUCACGCUAUGCAGAUAUGCUUCAUGAUAAGGAUAGAAAUGUGAAAUACUACCAAGGUAUUCGUGCUGCAGUGAGCAGAGUUAAAGAGAGAGGUGAGAAAGCAGUUGUGCUGGACAUAGGGACUGGCACAGGACUCCUGUCCAUGAUGGCAGCUUCAGCUGGGGCAGAUUUCUGCUAUGCCAUUGAGGUGUUCAAGCCCAUGGCUAAUGCUGCUGUGAAGAUAGUGGAGAAAAAUGGUUUUUCUGACAAGAUCAAAGUAAUCAACAAACAUUCCACUGAAGUCACAGUUGGCCCAGAUGGAGAUAUGCAGUGUCGGGCAAACAUCCUGGUAACAGAAUUAUUUGAUACAGAGCUGAUUGGAGAAGGAGCUUUGCCAAGCUAUGAGCAUGCACACAAAUAUCUUGUACAGGAAGGAUGUGAGGCAGUGCCUCACAGGGCAACAGUGUAUGUCCAGUUAGUGGAAUCCAGAAGAAUGUGGUCCUGGAAGAAACUGUUUCCUGUUCAUGUUGAAGCAGAGGAUGGUGAAAAAAUUCUUUUUCCGCCUUCAGAAAUGGAGAACUGUCCAGGUGUUCCUUCUGUUUGUGAUAUCCAACUGAACCAGAUGCCUUCAAGUGACUUCAGUACCCUCAGUGAUGUGGUGACAAUGUUCAGUGUGGAUUUCAGUAAGCCAGUACAGAGUGCUUCUACCUACUAUAGAGUGCAGCUGGAGCCUGUGAAAUCUGGCAAGGCACAAAUUGUACUUUCCUGGUGGGAUAUUGACAUGGACCCCCUUGGGACGAUAAAUUGCACAAUGGCUCCCUACUGGGUAAAACCCACUUCUGCUUUGCAGUGGAGAGAUCACUGGAUGCAAUGUGUUUAUUUUCUUCCACGUGAGGAGCCAGUUCUGCAGGGUGAGAAGCUGUACCUGACUGCCUGUCGUGAUGAGUACUCUGUGUGGUACAGCCUGCAGAAAGCCAGAGAGGGGGAGAACAAAGCAGAUGAGGAGGAGCAUAAAGCAGAUGUUCCUGUGGAGAGUCCUGUGUGUAGGUGUCGUGCUCACCUGCUUUGGAACAGGCCCCGCUUUGGGGAGCUGAACGAUCAGAACCGAACACGCCAAUACAUCAAGGCCUUGAGGAAAGUUCUGAAAACAGAUAGUGUUUGCCUUUGUAUCAGUGAUGGCAGUCUGCUCCCUGUGCUGGUUCACUAUCUUGGAGCAAAGCAGGUGUUUACAUUAGAAAACUCUGCUGUGUCCUGCUUUGUCAUAGAAAAAUUUUUGAAAGCAAAUCAUCUUGAAGAUAAAAUUAAAAUAAUAGAAGCACGUCCUGAGUUGCUGAAGCCUUCUCAUUUGGAAGAUAAAAAGAUUUCUGUCCUUGUGGGAGAGCCGUUUUUCACCACAAGUUUGUUGCCGUGGCAUAACCUGUAUUUCUGGUAUGCCAGGACAGCUGUGAGCACUCACCUUGCCAGCAAUGUCACUGUCCUACCUCAGUCUGCUUCUUUGCAUAUGAUGAUUGUGGAGUUCCAGGACUUAUGGAGAAUCCGGAGUCCAUGUGGCAUCUGUGAAGGUUUUGAUGUUCGGACUAUGGAUGAUAUGAUUAAAGAUUCUCUGAAUUUUAGGGAAUCCAAGGAAGCAGAACCUCACCCGCUGUGGGAAUAUCCCUGCAAGUCACUCUCAGACCCACAGGAAGUUCUGACAUUUGACUUCACAAAGACUGUCCCACAGCACUGCCUCAGCACAGAGGGCUCUGUAAAGCUCUCACGGAAAGGAAAGAGCCACGGAGCAGUUCUGUGGAUGGAAUAUCAUCUUGCUGCCAAUAUCUCCAUUAGUACAGGACUGAUGCAAAUGUCAAAUGAAAAGGGAAACUGUGAAUGGAAUCCCCACUGCAAGCAAGCUGUUUAUUUCUUCAGCUCUGUUAUUGAAUCAGAAAUUCUGUCAGACCCUACUGCUAUCACAUACACUAUAAAUUUUGACACAAAGACAGGAGAGAUUGCCAUGGAUUUUAAGCUAUUAUGAAAUACUUUCCUCUUGCUCAUAUUCCUAAAUUAUAAUAAACAU